AUGUCGUCCAACCGACGAAUCCCCCUCCUCCUUACCAUCAUGGCCCUCACCAGCGUAUCUCUUGCCGCACCAACACAGCCUCAGCCUACACCCCAACUAGAAGACCUCCAAUGCCGCUGUCUCACCUUCUCCACCAGCCGCACCCCAACCCCAUGUUCCUACCAAGAGCUGCUCACUCUAGACUGGGAAGCCGCCUUCUCCCUCUCCAUCACCAACGCGCUGCCCAUCCAAUUCGCCAGCCAAACCACCAUGGACACCUUACUCGCCAUUCCCAAGCCCCUCCCGCUCAAUCUGCUGCAGAGUAUGCAUGAGGGAGGGGAGGUUAGUCCCCUGGAUCCGAGCAGCGGGGUCACGAGUGAGAAUAGGGUUGUUUGUGGGUUUGGACAAGAGGUUGACGGGGUGAGUGGGAGGGGGAGGGGAGGCGUCGAGCAGGAGGUGCAUUAUGUGGGGACGGUGCUGGGGCUGUUUAUGUUGGCUACGAUGGUUUGGGUUGCGGGGGAGUGGGUGUGGAUGAGGUUCUUCUCGAGGACUGGAGCUAUCAUGCUGGAGGGCGACGAAAAGGCUCUCAGAGCCGAGUUCGACGCUCUGACGGCUGAGGUCGAGGCCCUGACUGCGGAAGUCAAGGCCGAGACGAGGAGGAUGCCUACCGACUACUCUUGA
This is a messenger RNA of Alternaria triticimaculans, 660 nucleotides long. RefSeq lists its product as uncharacterized. The transcript has 2 exons. Bases 1 to 660 code for a protein of 219 amino acids. The record is from RefSeq and is a predicted model, not a curated record. Lineage: Eukaryota; Fungi; Ascomycota; Dothideomycetes; Pleosporales; Pleosporaceae.